AUGAAGACAGUUCUGGCACUCUUAACUGAAAUUUCUUUACUUCACAUUUAUUCUUCAAAUCCUGUGAGCCAUCCAAGAAACUGGCUCAGACAAUGUCGCGAUUCCACCAAACUUUCUGUCCCAGCAAUGGAGGUUCUGCCAGGGGGAGGAUGGGACAACCUCCGGAACAUGGACAAGGGCCGUGUGAUGAACAUCAGCUACUUCCAAUGCCAAACCACUGAGGAUGGUCUUUACCUCGUCCCAGAUGAGGUGUUUGUCAUCCCAAAGAAGGAAACAGGCCUUGAGACCAACUCAGAGAUAAUCAGUUCUUGGCUGGAGCAGAAAAGCACCACAUCUCACUCCAUAAAUGCUGAUGUAUCAUUCUUCUCAAAGCUGAAUGGCAAAUUUUCUUCAGAAAACAAAAGAAUGAAAGACCAUCAGGUCAAAGAUUCCUCGAAAACAGCCAGAGUACAGGUCCGUGAUUUCAUCUACACUGUCAAAGCUUACCCAGACUUCACACUGGAUUCCCGCUUUGCUCAGCAAGCCAAAGAAAUUGCUGAUGCAAUUGCAAACAAUCAGACGAGGGAUGCAAACUAUCUCUCAGAGAAGAUGGUGCUGGACUAUGGAACCCAUGUUAUCACCAGUGUAGAUGUUGGGGCAUUGCUGGUGCAGGAAGACUAUCUCCGUUCCUCUUAUGUUUCAGACAGUUCUUCAGAUACCUCCACUCUAAAAGCUCAGGCUGGGUUAAACUUUUUUGACAAACUAAAAUUUGAUAUCAGCAGUCAGUCUAGCCAACAAAGCUCAUCACUUCAAACAUACAAGUCCAAUAUUCAGUACUCCCUCAUCCAAAGCCAUGGGAGCAUUCCUUUUUAUCCUGGAAUCACUUUGCAGAAGUGGCAAGAAAAUACCAGGAAUAAUCUGGUUGCUAUUGAUCGAUCAGGAUUUGCCCUCCAUUAUUUUAUUAACAGGAAUACUAUUCCUGACCUCCCAGAACCUACAGUUGCCAAAGUGGCUAAUAAAGUAAAAGAGGCAAUAGGGCUUUACUAUGAAGUCAACACCCGUCCUGGGUGUGUUGACGUCAAUUCUAAAAACUUCAACUUUCAAGCCAAUGUGGAUGACAACUCAUGUGAUGGUCCAGCCACCAACCUUAGUUUUGGAGGAGUUUACCAAGUAUGUACCAAACUCACUGCAGAUGCUGAUCCACUUUGUGAUAGACUUGCCCAGAAAAACAUAGAGACAGGUGAUAACUCCUGUCGCUAUCCUUAUACCCCAACUUUACUGCAAUCAGAAGAGAGACAGGAGGGUUAUUAUGAAGAUGUUGAAUUUUUUAAAGUCUGGCAUGUAAAAAUGUGGACCAUACGCUCUGCUCGUAUUGAUACGUACUGGUGUUCUAUGAAUAGAAAAGCAUCAGAAAACUCUGGAUAUCUGUUUGGUGGCAUAUAUGGCCCCUCUUUCCUGAACCCCAUCACCAAAUCCAAAGGCUGUCCUCCAAACUUUAUCCCAGUAAAGUUCCUAUCGGAUGGCCAAAACAUCUGUGUGAGUAAUGACUAUGAGACCGGAACAAGGUACUCUGUACCAUUUGGAGGUCUCUUCAGCUGUAAAUCUGGUAACCCACUGGCUAAAAAUCAACACAGAUGCCCUCCCAAGUUCAGUCAACAUGUAGCUAGUAUCAGUGAUGGUUGUGAAAUUCUUUACUGUGUCCAGUCUGGAUUGUUCACAGGGGGUGAGCUGCAACCAAUCCAUCUUCCUCCAUUCCGAAAAACUCCUCUUCUCAGCUUGCAACCCACCAACAAAGUGAUGGUGAUAACUGAAGGAGAAAAGAGCUGGGUCAGGCUGGGUCAGACUAAAGCAUGGACAUUUGUGAAGUCAGAGGAAAUCCCAGAACUUAUUAGGAAGUUCAACUCAGAACUGAAUGAGAUGUCAAGUACAGAGAAAGGAGGAGUGGCUUUUGGAGUGAUGGGUUUUAUAGGACUGGUGGUCAUAGUGGCAGUGAUUGUGGUUAGGAAGAGGAGGAGGUACUCUGGUCUGAGGGCACAAGGAUAUGUGGAAAUAGGUGAAGUAACAGAGAGGGAUGCACUCAGAGAAGAAGCUUAAAACAAUAUUAAAUGGAUUUAGAUUUUGCUUUUAAUUGUACAUAAUUAUCUCAGAACCUUUGCUUUCCAAGAAAAUGA
Molecule: messenger RNA, 2150 nt
Organism: Gambusia affinis (western mosquitofish)
Lineage: Eukaryota; Metazoa; Chordata; Actinopteri; Cyprinodontiformes; Poeciliidae
Product: macrophage-expressed gene 1 protein-like
Exons: 2
Coding region: 1-2073 (690 amino acids)
Biological process (GO): defense response to bacterium
Source: RefSeq, a predicted model, not a curated record